UCUAGUAACUAUUAAUUUGAAUGACGUUGACUGCAUUUUAGUUGCUCUGACAUGCAACUUUAUUAACUUUUACACUUCGCAGUGCAACCAUUUUGACUUGACUUGCACUUGCUGACAUGCCUUUCUCUUAGUUUUUAAGUCUCGUAGAUUCGGGCCGCUAAUAUGUCAAAAUAGUGUCUACCUCAUAUUUAAUUAAUUUUGGGCAUGAAUUAUGAAUAAUGUGUUUAAAUUAGCAUAUUCAUAUUUGGAGAAUUCCCUUUAAGCUGUAUAUCAGAUUAUUGCUUACCACCACUAAUUCGAGGCUGCACUACUUCAAUCAGCACUUGAAUCAGUAGUCUUUCCCCAUAUGUAAACUUUAAACGUCUGCUGGAGAUGACAGUCAAACUCUUUCUGAAAUAAGCUGUGAUGUUUUUGUUUGGAUUCUCAAGCAAUGCUUCUUUCAAGAUGAAAAUUUACAGGCCAGUGGUUUUACUGUUUAUUCAGUUUCUCUUGUAUUCACUCAAUGUGUCAAUAGAUGCUGCUGAUUGUAGCUUCAAUGGGUGCUAUGAUUCUCAGAGACGGCCUCAUCCUUGCAUUCCAAGCCCAGUCAACAUGGCAUAUAAGAGGAAUAUUUCAGCAACAAAUACCUGUGGGAGACCUGCUAGUGGGUUCUGUGAACUUGGGCCUGGGGAACAAUGCUUUGAAUGUGAUGCAAACAGCACUACCAAAAGACACCCACCAGAGUAUAUGGUUGACAACAAGGAAUUUAAUAAUCCAUAUUCCUCUCAAACAGGAACUUGGUGGCAGUCUCAAACAUGGUGGGAUACAAACAACCUAGGCCUUUCAAGUCGGUUUAAUCCUUUAAAGGUAAACAUAACAUUGUCUUUUGGCAGAACCUUCCACAUAAGUGGUGGUAUCACUUUGAGAUUUUACAAUGAAAGACCACAGGCCUUGUUCCUGGAGAAGUCUAAAAACUUUGGAAAAACAUGGAGUGUUUUGCAAUAUUUUGCUUUCAAGUGCCCAGAUUCUUUCAACAUGCCUGGAGUAGCAGCUGUCCUCACAAACCAUCCAUUUAAUGUGACCUGCACUGAGGAUUAUAGUGGGCAAUACCCACCAAGGUAUGGCAAGGUGGAGUACAGAUUUGACGCACGGUAUGAACCAGGUUGUGGUUACUUUGAUCAAGACAUGCAGAACUUCAUGCUUGCAACAAAUGUACGAAUCAGGCUUGUGUACCCACCCACAGAUGGGCUUGAAAAUAUAUUUGAGAAUGAGGGCACUCUCAACAAAUACUAUUACGCCAUCUCAGAUAUUGUGAUUACAGGACGGUGCAACUGCAAUGGCCAUGCUAAAUAUUGCACUGGACCAGUCAUGCAAGAAACAUGUGAGUGUGAGCACGAUACUAUGGGAGAUGAUUGUGAAAUGUGCAAGCCACUAUUCAAUAAUCAUCCAUGGAUGCCAGCUAAUGCCAGCCAUGCAAAUGAAUGUCAAGAAUGCCAGUGCAAUAACCAUGGAUUGUCCUGUGAGUACAACAAUACUCUGGGUCAUGGCAUUUGUACUAGUUGUCAACACAAUACUGAAGGGCAACACUGCGAGAAGUGCUUACCAAAGUACUACAGGAAUAUGGAUGUAUCAAUAGAGGAUCUCAAUGCUUGCAUUGCUUGUGACUGUUUCCCAGAGGGUAUUACAAAUGAUGGGACAUGUCUGCAGGAAGCUACACCCACAAAGCAGCUUGGGCAGUGCCAGUGUAAGAACAACGUGUUUGGACGGCAGUGUGAUCAGUGUAUUCCAGGUUACUGGGGAUACAGAGGAAAUCCACCUGGAGAAUGCAGAGCCUGUGGGUGCAAUACUCUUGGUACAGUUAACAACACCAUACAGUGUGACCAGUACACAGGAGACUGUCCAUGCAAGGGGAGUGUCCAAGGCACAUACUGUGUGGAGUGUAAAGAUGGCUUUUACUUUUUUCCAAUUACGGAGAAUGCAGAUUGUUUGCGGUGUCCCUGUGAUUUAGGUGGGGCUUUCCCUCAGUGUGACAAAGUGUCAGGAACUUGUUUCUGUCGUCCUGGACUUGAAGGGAGCCAGUGUGAAAGAUCUCAGCGAGAGCACUUUUAUCCAGCAUUGGACUUUGUCAAGUUUGAAGUGGAAGACAUGGAUGGCACCUUCACAACCUUGACUCCCUCUGAGGGCCAAGGAAUAGACUUCACUGGCCAUGGCUAUGCCACCCUCCAUCCAGGGCAGUAUGCUCACAUCAGUGAUGCUGAAGUCUUUGCCAGCCAUCAGUUCCAUGUUAUUAUACGUUAUAGCAUUUCAAGGACUUGCACAUUUGGUUUUGGUGCAAAGCUUGUUUUGAGUCUCAGAAGCACCAGUUCAAAUGACAGUGUGGAAUUUGAGGUCUUCGCAGAUGAGCUACAACAAGGUUCAAGACAGGCAUGGAGGUCACCUCAAACUGUAGCACUGCUGUCAGGUGAAAAGAACAACAUCUCACUGAUCUACAACAGCACUGAUGGUGGUGAUUACUGUCCUAUUCUUGUUGAUGCAGUGGUCUUGAUUCCUGAUGUCAGUGCAACUAGGGUGUACACUGAGUCAGGAAGAGACAUUCAAGAUCAGCUGCAGAGCUGUGAACAGGCAGCUCUGUCUCUUGCAGAACAGGAGCCAGCUUAUUGUGAUCAACUGGUGUUUUCUGCUAGUACAGAGAUAUACAAUGGUACUUUGGCAUGUGGCUGUGAUCCCACUGGUAGUGUGAUAGGUUCACAAUGUGAAGCUUAUGGAGGCCAGUGUGACUGUCAGCCUGGUGUGGUGGGUCGUACAUGUGACUCAUGUGAUAAUGGAUUUUAUGGAUUCUCUUCUGCUGGGUGUCAGCCUUGUCAGUGUUCAAGUGCUGGAUCUUUGCAUACUGCUUGCCAUUUAACAACAGGGGAAUGCUUCUGUAAAGAUAACGUUAAAGGCCAUAACUGCGACAGCUGUAAAGAUGGCACAUAUAAUUUGGACACUGCCAAUCAACAAGGAUGUCUGCACUGUUUUGGCUACGGUCGAGCACUCACUUGUACAUCCGCAGAAGGAUUUGUUGCAUCAGCCAUUACAAGCCAUUUUGUCAACAAAACAGUGUUUGAGUGGAUAGUUGUGGACAGAGCAGGUGACGGUUUUCCAUUUGCCAACUCCUCGUAUAAUGGCCUGGUUGUCACUUCAACUGUCACAGUAGUGUACAUCACAGCGCCACCAUUGUUCUUGGGCACACAAUUUAGAUCUUACGGCCAGCGACUUCAUGUCAAAAUGGAUAUAAGAGAUCCGAAUUCUGUGCAAAACCCAUCUCCGGCUGAUGGUGAUGUCAUCCUCGUGAGUGGAGCCAGUGAAGUGGCGCUGAACUUUAUACCCUCCCCUUCUCCCAACGUCACGUCAUAUCACGUGAUACUGGAUGAAACGCAGGUGAUUGGUGAGUCAGUUUCAUCGCUGGAGUUCCAGUCCAUUCUGGCCGAUGUUACAUCACUCAAGGUACGUGCCACGUACUACGCACCCGGGACUGUUACAUUUAAGGAGAUCAACUUAGAGACAGCUGUGGAUGAGCAAGGUGCACCUGAUGGAAAGAGUGUUCGGUUUGUAGAGAACGCAACGUGUCACAUGAACUACACAGGGCUGUCAUGUGAACUGUGCGCGCAAGGAUACACGCGCGAGGUGAAUGGCAGUGGAUCAUUUGGACGCUGUGUUCUGUGUUCCUGUAACAACAGAAGUACAGAGUGUGAUGGAGAGACUGGUGCAUGUACCAACUGCCAAGUGGGUACUUAUGGGGAUCGCUGUCAUCUGUGUACAAACAAUGUGCAGGGGCCUGAGUGCACUCGAUGUAAACCUGGCUACUGGGGGCUGUCAGAGAAUGGCUGUCAAGCUUGUGACUGUCACCCAGUGGGAACCGCACUUGGUAAUGUUACCAUGUGUGACCAAGUGACGGGCCAGUGUGUGUGUAACACAACAGCUAGAAUUGGGGGCAUGCGCUGCGACAGGUGCACAGAAAACAGCUGGAAUACUUCCGCUAGCCUGUUCAGUUGUACAGAGUGCUCUUCCUGCUACUCCUCCAUCCAAGAGGAUAUGGAUUUACUUCGCGCCCAGAUCUCAAGCGUACAGGUUCUUCUCACGGCCCUUAUGAACCAUCCCGCCAUGCUUCACAAUCACACCUUUGUCGAACGCCUGCGUCAGCUUGUUACAGAGUUCAGCGCACUCGACCCUCAGAUCACCAUGGCCAUGGAAGUAGAAAGCAAUUCAACAUCUCAGUGGCUGCGAAUUGAUGCAGCUUUCCUCGAUCUGAAUACAGGGCUAAACGACACGGAAACAACUGCAGUGAAUGAGACACUUCAUUACACAUCCAUUGUAGACGCCAACAAGAAAGCAAUUGAGAGGAUCGUGACGCAGAUUCGUGACGUCAUCAGGGAGGCAUUCCGCUUACUGGACACUCCUAUGAGACUGGAACUAGAGCAAGACGAAGUGCUGUCCAAAUCCCUGUCGCGUGUAGCAGAGCAGUUGGUAAAUCUUACGGACAGUGUGAUACACCAUGAAAAUCGCACUCUUGCAGCUAAUGAGACCAUACAUGCACUUGUUGACUACGCGGAGGAGACAGCGGAAAAUGCCGCUGAAAUGGCGCGAGAAGCCAACGACACACAGGAUCAAGUUGCUACUCUGUUGGAGCCGCUGUAUGAAAACGCUUCAAGGGUAAAUAUGCUUGGAGAACAAACGGUCGCAUUGGUGCUUGGCCAACUAUCGAGUGCGAGCAGAGCGUACAAUGACAGCUUAGCGAUGUUGGAGGAGGCCAGUCAGCCAAACCCUGACAGGAGCAGUGUGUUAGAAGACUUGACAAGGAAAUCAACUGAUGCAAAGACUCUGGCAGCACAUUACCUCAAUCAAACCAGUGACUUGUAUCAAUCCAGCGCGUCUGUGAUAGUUCAGGUCAACACGGCCAUUGAACGAUCGGUUCAUUUGGGUGAGGCGGUACAUGAUGUUGUCUCCAACGGUACACAACAACUGCAGGAAUCCCAAACUACACUAACCACUGCCCAGAUGGCUGUGGAAAGAGCAAGCCGCGUGCACGGACAUGCGCAAAAAAUGCUGGAGGCUGCAAGCAAUUUUGAAACAGAAUCUCAUCGGGCCCAGACUUCUGCAAACAAUUCUCUGCGGACCGUGGCGUCUGCUCGGAACAACGCGCAUCGGAUUAUAACGAAUGUUUCGGCAGUAAAUGAAUCAUCAGCACACUCGCUGUCCUUGGUUACGGAGGCUUUGCGUCUUGGAAUCAUGGUGAAAAAUCUUUCCGUCUCCGAGAAGCAGGUCGUGGAGAAGGCCCUCCGUCGUGCCCACGACUUGAGGAACGAGACUGCUGCGAAUAACAUGGUGGGAAACAAUACUAUGGAAAAUUUCAUGGCCAGAGAAAUAGAACCAGUGCAGAAGCUCUGCCAAAAUCUGUCCACCAUGGCUUCUAAUAUGUCGAACAGCAGCGAAGCACUUCUUGGGAGAGCCGCCCAUGCAAACAACACUGUCCAGUGGCUGAUUACUUUGACCAGGCGCCUGAUGAACGAAAGUUCUGAUUUGCCACGAGUCAGUGUGGACAGUCUGCCCACUCUCAGGGGAGAGGUGAGUUCAGCAAGACAACAACUUGACGGACUGCAGCUGGAGCCGCAGCUAGUGGAGUUACGAGGAGAGCUUCAUCUGCAGAAGAUGAAGGUGGCAUUGUAUAAAGAGCGGAUUCGCCAGCUUCGGUCUGAUAUUUCGAAAUAUAGGGACUUGCUGAGGUCGAUACCUUCCGUAUCGCCUUGCUAAGAGCCUAGAAAUUGCUGAAAUACUCGCCGUGUAUGGGUAUAAGAUUUUAAACGUUUGGCAUUCUGUUGGAAGAAUGAUAUGUAUAAUAGGAUUGAAAUUCAAAGGCUAUUAACUUUAACGCAACAUUUAUGAUCUAGCUAGGAAUCUAACGCCAUUGCUAAACAGAGCACGGCUUGGGGUUUUGCAACUAUAAAGAAAACAAAACUACUGGAAUUUUAAAAUAUUACCCAUUAUUACACCAACGGGAAUUUUGCAGCUCUAAAGAAAACAAAUUACCAUUUAAAGGAGGUAACCAAUAUUGUAACCAAAAAUUGUAGCUGUAAGGAAAAUUAUCAAUCCGUUUAAAGAUUGAAGAGUGUUCCAGGGCAGAGUUUAGUACAGGAAAGUUAGAGUUAGAGUUAUAGUUACUAGAAUACUACAGAUUUGUGAUUUUUUUGAGCUCAAGUGGCUUCGGAAACUAACGUAUUCGUAACCAUGUAAGCAGGAAAAGUAGACUGCAAUAAAUUGUACCUAAUCAAGGUAGUAAUUGGAGUAACUGAUUUACUCCUGCAUGGCAAUACUGGUGUUUCUGAUUUUUCUUGUGAGGUUUGUUCGCAACACUGCUUGCCUAUUUAGCUAUUUGCAUAAAGUUCGAAUUUCAAGCCUGUGGGCUUUCUUUUGAUGGUUCGAGCAAAGCUGGAGCAGUGAUUGACUUUAAAAAGUUCUACUGAAGUUUAAGAACGAGUAAUUUAUUUUGCAUUGUCAUAGUUUCAUCUGGUUCUUUUUGUUGUUGUUUCUUAAUUGUCAUUAUUAUUAAGUUUAUGUAAUCUAUUAAAGUGGAUUUUUACUUCUAAGACUUUGUAAGUUUGCUGCUAAAAUGUACAGUGAAUAAAAAGCACUGAAAAAUGUACCAGUAAUUAUUCUUUUGCUGCUUUUUUGAGUUUUUUGUUUUGUUUCUUUUUGACUUUAGUGACCUUAGAGACUGGUUUAAAGAAUCUUUCUUAUCCACUCGAAAAUAAAUCAAAACCGAUCAUGACACGUUCGCACACGUUUUCACGUUUUCAGUAUUCAAUAUUCUUUUCGUCUCCAAAUUACCGUAGUUUGGCUGUAAACCAGAAAUACUUUCUUUACUUUAUGCUUAGUUCCUUGCCUCCGAGUGGGGGAUAGGGCCGGUGUUUACUUUAUGCUUACACCUAAUUUGCCGUGAUGUUUCGGGACGCGUUAAUGUUACAGUAGCGAAUCCCUAAGUAAAAAAAAUUACGAAAAUUCGAAAGUAAUGGGAUCGUUACUUUGAUUUCGGAACUUUACGCUGUAUAUUCAUUAUUUCUGGCGGUUGCAACUUGGAAAGUGGAUAUGUCUUACUAUUUUCAACGUCUGACUCACUGACUCACGAUUUCUCCCUUUUGGCAUCUCUUACAAAACACUUUGGGGAGACGCUCAAUACGUCCCCAACCGUAGUCGUGUAAACAAUGUUUUUUUUUUUUGACUUUUUCCAAACGGCACAGAACAACAGUUUGUUUAAUAACCCGAUUUACUUGAUCUUAAAGUACGUUGGUCUAUGUUUUUAGCGAAGUCUA
Messenger RNA from Orbicella faveolata, 7325 nucleotides. Its product is annotated as laminin subunit beta-2-like. Gene Ontology annotation, biological process: animal organ morphogenesis; tissue development. NCBI's taxonomy places the organism in Eukaryota, Metazoa, Cnidaria, Anthozoa, Scleractinia, Merulinidae. The record is from RefSeq and is a predicted model, not a curated record.